Molecule: messenger RNA, 979 nt
Organism: Neurospora tetraspora
Lineage: Eukaryota; Fungi; Ascomycota; Sordariomycetes; Sordariales; Sordariaceae
Product: H+-transporting two-sector ATPase lipid-binding protein precursor
Exons: 2
Coding region: 81-605 (174 amino acids)
Biological process (GO): proton motive force-driven ATP synthesis; proton transmembrane transport
Molecular function (GO): proton transmembrane transporter activity
Source: RefSeq, a predicted model, not a curated record
CCCUCCUCCAGCUUUUUUCUCAGCCUUUCCCGACUCGUCCACCUAGUAUCUCUUCGAGAGUAUACCCAACCAUAGACAAAAUGGCCUCCACUCGUGUCCUCGCCUCUCGCCUGGCCUCCCAGAUGGCUGCUUCCGCCAAGGUUGCCCGCCCUGCUGUCCGCGUUGCUCAGGUCAGCAAGCGCACCAUCCAGACUGGCUCCCCCCUCCAGACCCUCAAGCGCACUCAGAUGACCUCUAUCGUCAACGCCACCACCCGCCAGGCUUUCCAGAAGCGCGCCUACUCUUCCGAGAUCGCCCAGGCCAUGGUUGAGGUCUCCAAGAACCUUGGUAUGGGUGCCGCUGCCAUCGGUCUUACCGGUGCCGGUAUUGGUAUCGGUCUCGUCUUCGCCGCCCUCCUCAACGGUGUUGCCCGCAACCCCGCCCUCCGUGGCCAGCUCUUCUCCUACGCCAUUCUUGGUUUCGCUUUCGUCGAGGCCAUCGGUCUUUUCGACCUCAUGGUUGCCCUCAUGGCCAAGUUCGUAAGUAACCUAAAUGCCGCAUCCGCCGCAGCAUCCUCAUGGAUGCCCAACUGCACCCCGCGCUUGGACGGCUCUGACGUAACGUGACCUCUAGACCUAAAUGCAUCCAACCUUGGACGGGAAAUACGGCGAAUCCUAGCUGGAGUCAUCGCCUGUACAUAUGGAGAGAGCGGACGAGCCGGCUUGUACGAAAAGGUUCAUGGUCAUAUGCGGCAUUAUCCACACCGCAUAUCCAUUGUGAGAUGGGGUGAGGGAGUGCAUUCGAAUCGGCAUAGAAUUGCAGCAUAGACGGAGGAAGGGGCGUAUAGACCUUAGACCGUGGAGUGACGAGCUUUGGCGAUCUCUCCGUCUCGUCGGUACUGCCGGCGAACCUGUAAAAUAGCCCGGAGCACUCUCACAUCGCUCUCAAGGGAAACAUUUCAUCCACAAAAAGAAACUCUUCCAUUGUCGACCACCACACG